AUGCCAACACCGCUCCCGCUAUCGCACAGUGCUAGAACAGUCCAAACGGAAACGCGUCGCAGCUUCGGUAUCUACAAUUGUCCUCCGGAGGAAGAUGAACUGCCCAGUGCGCCACAUUUUGGGGAUUGGCUGCUUGCGAAACUACGCAAAUCAAGCGGAAAUAUUCUGUACUCAAGCAAAUCGGAUAAUAUGAAUCAGCUGGAGAAUAGUUUGCUUCAAUCUAUCCUAUCGCAGUCUGUAGAGGCAGACGUGUGUCUGCUCAGUGAAAGUCCAUACCGAAUCUUGAGGGCUGCAGAGUCCGGCAAUCUAGACGAGUUCAUACGACUGUACGAAGGCGAUAACGGUCGGUUGGUAGUUAAGGACAGUAAAGGACGCACGGCAGCUCAUCAGGCCGCAGCCAGGAAUCGGGUGAAUAUUCUUCACUUUAUCCACGAGCACGGCGGCGAUCUGAACGCACAGGACAUUUUCGGGAAUACUCCGCUUCACGUUGCCGUCGAGAAUGAUUCACUGGAUGCAUUGGAAUUUUUAUUGCGAAUACCUGUGGCAACAAACAUAUUGAACGAAAAGAAGCUCGCCCCAGUGCACUUGGCUACCGAAUUGAACAAGGUCGAAGAUUUGCUGGUGAUGGGAAAAUAUCGGGACGUCAUCGACAUCCAGCAGGGUGGUGAGCAUGGUCGCACAGCACUACAUUUGGCCGCUAUCUACGAUAACGAGGAAUGCGCACGGAUUUUGAUUUCCGAAUUUGGCGCCUGCCCGCGGAGGCCCUGCAACAACGGCUACUACCCGAUCCAUGAGGCUGCCAAGAAUGCCAGCUCGAAGACGAUGGAGGUAUUCUUCCAGUGGGGCGAAUCGAAGGGUUGCACCCGCGAGGAGAUGAUUUCCUUCUACGAUUCCGAAGGCAACGUACCGCUCCAUUCCGCCGUUCACGGCGGGGACAUCAAAGCUGUCGAACUUUGCCUGAAAUCGGGAGCGAAAAUAUCCACCCAACAGCACGAUCUUUCCACCCCGGUGCAUCUGGCGGCAGCGCAAGGUGCUAUAGAAAUAGUGAAGCUCAUGUUUGUGAUGCAACCGCAAGAGAAACGUAUCAGUCUCUGCUGUACUGAUAUUCAGAAGAUGACUCCACUGCAUUGUGCAGCAAUGUUUGAUCAUCCAGAAAUUGUGGAAUAUUUGAUCCACGAAGGAGCCGACAUAAAUGCACUGGAUAAAGAAAACCGAUCUCCUCUGCUGCUAUCGGCCUCCCGAGGUGGCUGGCGCACGGUUAUGAUACUGAUAAGACUCGGGGCCAACAUAGCUUUAAGGGAUAUAAAUUCACGAAAUGUGCUGCAUUUAGUCAUCAUCAACGGUGGCCGGUUGGACGACUUUGCCAAGGAGGUUUCUUGCACACAAUCCGAGACCCACUUGCUGCAACUAUUGAACGAGAAGGAUAAAACUGGUUGCUCUCCAUUGCAUUACGCCAGCCGGGAAGGUCAUAUUCGAUCGCUAGAAAACCUCAUCCGACUCGGUGCUUGCAUCAAUCUGAAGAACAAUAACAACGAAAGCCCACUGCACUUUGCUGCCAGGUAUGGCCGAUAUAAUACAGUGAGACAACUUUUAGACUCCGAAAAGGGAACAUUCAUUAUCAAUGAAAGCGACGGCGAAGGAUUAACUCCGCUGCACAUUGCUUCCAAAGAAGGCCAUACAAGAGUAGUUCAGCUUUUAUUGAAUAGAGGAGCCCUUCUACAUCGAGACCACAAUGGACGAAAUCCGUUACAUUUGGCGGCAAUGUCUGGCUACACACAGACAAUCGAAUUAUUGCAUUCGGUGCACUCACAUCUCAUAGACCAGGUGGACAAAGAUGGGAAUACUGCACUGCAUUUAGCAACGAUGGACAACAAACCAAACGCAGUCGUGCUUCUGUUAAGCCUUGGCUGCAAGCUUUUGCAUAACUUUAUGGACAUGAGUGCCAUUGAUUAUGCCAUCUAUUACAAAUAUCCGGAAGCGGCCCUGGCAAUGGCUACUCACGAGGAACGAGCUGCUGAAGUGAUGGCUCUCAAGUCAGCCAAACAUCCUUGCGUAACGCUGGCACUAAUCGCUUCGAUGCCAAGAGUAUUUGAAGCUGUUCAGGAUAAUUGCAUCACCAAAGCAAACUGCAAAAAAGAUUCCAAAAGUUUUUACAUCAAAUAUUCCUUUCAUGUUUACCAAAAGUCCCAGGAGCAAGUGGAAAAAAUGCGGAAAGCCCUCAAUGAUCCCGAAUGGCGCCAGCCGCCAUUGCAUGUAGUAAAUGCGAUGGUGACCCACGGUCGCGUGGAACUACUUGCUCACCCGUUGAGCCAGAAAUACCUGCAAAUGAAGUGGAACUCCUACGGCAAAUACUUUCAUCUCGCGAAUCUCCUGUUCUACAGCGUAUUCUUGUUCUUUGUAACGCUGUUCACCUCCCAGCUAAUGCGAAGCAAUUUGGCUACACCGGGCGCCUCCGGAAAUGUUACUGAACAAGUACUGAGCACUAUCGCCACUGAACAUGACUCUCCGGUUUUGGCAGCCCUUUCGUCGUCUCGGUCAAGGCCGCAAAAUUACGUCCCCAAUUAUUCCCCGAACAGUACUCAAGCCACAGUAGAGGAAGCGAUGGCUGUUACAACUACGGCGAUGGUAUCCGGAAUAGCGAUAAUCGUGUACAUCUUCGGCAAUGCCGUCCGCGAAAUGAUACAGGUGUACCAGCAAAAGUGGCACUAUCUUAUCGAGCCGAUCAAUCUGAUCUCGUGGAUUUUGUACUUUUCCGCCCUGGUCACGGUGUGGCCAAUGUUCACCGACGGUCGGUGCUACAGUGCCAACUUUUCCGCGGCCUCGGUAACGGUAUUCUUGUCGUGGUUCAAUUUGCUACUGUUUCUGCAGCGGUUCGAUCAGAUUGGCAUCUAUGUUGUGAUGUUCUUGGAAAUUCUUCAAACGCUUAUUAAAGUAUUGACUGUGUUUUCGAUACUAAUUAUUGCGUUUGGACUCGCAUUUUACAUCCUACUAUCAAAGGCUACGACGAUUAUCAACCCACAGGCAAACCAUUUAUCGUUCUCGUCAAUUCCGAUGUCGCUGGUUCGGACCUUCUCAAUGAUGUUGGGUGAAAUAGAUUUUCUUGGAACCUACGUGCAACCGUUUUAUAGCUCGGAGCUACCCUUCCCCAUACCGUCGUUUAUAAUCCUCGCUCUUUUCAUGAUACUGAUGCCGAUUUUGCUGAUGAAUUUACUGAUUGGUUUGGCGGUCGGUGAUAUCGAAUCGGUUCGCCGGAACGCCCAGCUGAAACGGUUGGCCAUGCAGGUGGUACUGCAUACCGAGUUGGAACGGAAACUACCCCAGAUGUGGCUUGAAAUGGUUGACAAAAUAGAACUUAUUGAAUAUCCAAAUGAGAAAAAGUGUAAACUUGGAUUCCUCGAUUCGGUCCUUAGGAAGUGGUUUUGCAAUCCGUUUACCGAUGACGGCAGAGGUGGUGUCGAGUUUGUAUUGGAUAGUCACGAGGACUAUAUGGUGACAGAAUUGGAAAAGCACAAACGGAAACUCCGCGAAAUUGGCUCUGCCCUGGAUAUUCAGCAUCAAUUACUCCGAUUGAUAGUGCAGAAAAUGGAAAUCAAAACCGAGGCGGACGAUAUGGACGAAGGGGUAACCACAAGCGAUCUCAGAGGAUUGACAGCGCUGGGUAACAACCGUUCUGGCACAUCCCGUUGGUCUUCGCCAAGGAUACGAAAAAAACUACAUGCCGCGUUAAGUUUUAAUAAAUCUAUUGGCAAGUAA
Sabethes cyaneus is the source of this 3753-nucleotide messenger RNA. It is a transcript of the gene TrpA1, whose product is annotated as transient receptor potential cation channel subfamily A member 1. Gene Ontology annotation, molecular function: monoatomic ion channel activity; protein binding. Lineage: Eukaryota; Metazoa; Arthropoda; Insecta; Diptera; Culicidae. Gene Ontology annotation, biological process: monoatomic ion transport; transmembrane transport. The transcript is spliced from 15 exons. The record is from RefSeq and is a predicted model, not a curated record. Gene Ontology annotation, cellular component: membrane. Bases 1 to 3753 code for a protein of 1250 amino acids.